Hemicordylus capensis (graceful crag lizard) is the source of this 5730-nucleotide messenger RNA. RefSeq names its product cytochrome P450 2J4-like. Lineage: Eukaryota; Metazoa; Chordata; Lepidosauria; Squamata; Cordylidae. Gene Ontology annotation, molecular function: iron ion binding; oxidoreductase activity, acting on paired donors, with incorporation or reduction of molecular oxygen, reduced flavin or flavoprotein as one donor, and incorporation of one atom of oxygen; heme binding. Gene Ontology annotation, biological process: arachidonate metabolic process; xenobiotic metabolic process. The record is from RefSeq and is a predicted model, not a curated record. Gene Ontology annotation, cellular component: intracellular membrane-bounded organelle; cytoplasm. Bases 992 to 2146 code for a protein of 384 amino acids. The transcript has 9 exons.
CUCAAAGUGCUUCUGUUCUUACCUUAGCAGGCGUGUCCAGUCGGUAUGCAUUGAGGACAGAUGCUCUGACCCAUGGCCACUCCUUUAUGGAGUUCCCCAGGGUUCAGUUCUUGCCCCGUCCUCUUUAAUAUCUAUAUGAAGCCGCUGGGUCAGGUCAUUUCCCAGUUUGGGGUGAGAUUUCACCAAUACGCUGAUGAUACUCAGCUGUAUAUUGCUAUCCCAGACCAUUCUGGAGAUGCUGUUUCUGUGUUUACUCGAUGCCUGGAAGCUGUUAAGGUCUGGAUGAAUCAAAAUAAGCCCAGACUGAAUCCCACCAAGACUGAACUACUUUUACUCAGCCCUCGUAGCGGCCAACAGCUGGAUGUGAACCUUGUUUUAGAUGGGGUGGUGCUGCCCCCAAAGGAGCUUGUACGUGACUUGGGGGUCCUUUUGGAUUCGCACCUCCUGCUUGAACAGCAGGUGGAGGCUGCGCCCAGAAGUGCUUUUGCCAGCUUCAUCUGGUUCACCAAUUAUGCCCUUAUCUUAAUCACUAAUUACAGUGAUCUUAAGCACUAAUGACAGUGACGCAUGCCCUUGUUAUCUCCCGCUUAGAUUAUUGUAACUUUAUCUAGGGUUACCUUUGAAGAUGAUCAGGAAUGCAGCAGCUCGCCUACAGAACGCAGUCCAGAAUGCAGCAGCUCGCUUACUUAUGGGUGCCAGGAAAUAUGACAGGGUAACACCCCUCCUGCAGUUGCUGCACUGGUUACCCAUCUGCUUCUGAAUUCAAUUUAAAGUCCUGGUUCUUACAUUCAAAACCUUGCAGGGCUUGGCGCCUGUUUACCUACAGAACUGCCUCCCCACCCAGGUGGCAAAAGUCCAUGGGGACAUCUUCACUUUGUGGUUUGGUCCCAACCCUGUCAUUAUAUUGAAUGGAUUUAAAGCAGUGAAGGAUGGUCUCACCACCCACCCUGAAGAUAUUGCAGGACGGCCGGUGACUCCUGUUUUCAAAGCUAUGGCAAAUAAUAAAGGAAUUUUGCUGGCAACGGGCAGGACGUGGAAACAUCAGAGACGAUUUUCCCUGAUGACUCUGAAGUCGCUGGGCUUGGGGAGGAGAACCUUGGAGCACCAGAUCCAAGAGGAAGCUCACUACCUAGUGGAGAUCUUUAGGGACAUGAAAGGAAAGCCCAUGAAUCCUUCUUACCACCUCACUCUCGCCGUUUCAAAUGUGAUUUGUCUUGUGGUCUUUGGACACCGGUUCUCUACUGACGAUGAAACCUUUCACGAGCUAUUGGAAGCCAUGGAGUGCAUAUUCAAAUUUGGAGGUAGUCUCAGACACUAUCUCUAUGAUCUUCUCCCUUGGCUUAUGAACCGUCUCCCGGGAGAACACAAGAAGAUGUUGUCUAGCUGUGAGUUUGUGCAUCAGUUCAUAAGGAAGGAGAUCAGCAGCCACCAGGCCACCAAAAUGUCAGAUGACCAGGAUGACUUCAUUUACCAUUACCUUGCUCAAAUACAGAAAUUCAAAAACCAGCCUAAACCAGCCUAUGAUGAACAAAAUAUGAUCCAGAGUAUAUUUGACCUCUUCCUCGGUGGAACAGAGACAUCCAGCACAACUCUCUGUUGGGCAUUGCUCUAUAUGGUGCUUUACCCAGACAUCCAAGCAAAAGUCCAAAAGGAGAUGGAUGCAGUGGUGGCUUCCGGCCAAAUGAUCUGCUAUGAGGACCGCAAAAAUCUGCCCUACACAAAUGCCGUGAUUCAUGAGGCCCAGCGCUUCAGCAACAUCAUCGCAAUUGGGAUACCCAGGUUGUGCGUGAAGGACACCAUGAUCCGUCAGUUUCCCCUUAAAAAGGACACAAUUAUUUUCCCCAGCAUUGCUUCAGCCUUGUACGACCCCAAUGAAUGGGAGACACCACGACAGUUCAACCCAAGCCACUUCCUUGACAAGGAUGGGAAUUUUUUCUGCCCAGAAGCUUUCAUACCAUUUUCUGCAGGGCAACGGAUAUGUUUAGGGGAACGUUUGGCAAAGACAGAGAUGUUCCUUUUCUUCUCAAACCUCCUGCAUGAGUUCACACUCCAUAUGGCAGAAGGAACAAAAGACGUAAACACGGAGCCUGUUUGGGGAGGAACGCUGCAACCUCACUACUAUGAGCUCUGCGCUAUUUCUCGAUAGGUCUUGUAUGUAUAUGUGUAGGUAUUUAGCAUGUGGAGGAAUCUGUCCUUUGCCUUCAUGAAAAGCGGUGAUAGUAUGCCCCUUUUGCAUCCCCUUUCAUAUUUCUAGAAUGGAUGGGCAUAAAAUUAUGAAAUCUGUCUUGCCCGUUGCAUAAGCUUUCAAUAAAAGUGAAAGUGUUUUAAUAUUUCUGUUUGUGGUUGGAAAGGAUUUCUCACUUUCCCUUCUAGCCACUGAGGGAUUAAAAGGUGUGAAUUCCUUUUAAUAGGUCUGCCUGUUCCUGCAAUCUGAAAGCAAAAAAUUAAUAUAAAAUCAAAGGAAUGUCCUCCCCCCUCCACAUGGGGAUGGAAUGAUGGUUCAAGGAGGGGCUUCAGAUCCAGAACUUUUUUUGUAAAGUUCUGGCUUGAAACAAGCCCUUUCAGCAUUUUAAAGAAAAUUUUCAAAAAUUCAUAAAAAAAAAUAAGGGAGUUGUCCUAUAGCUUUGAAAAAAAAAAUUACACAGAGUCGUGCUAAUGUGGACUUCAUGUGCGCCAUGAAAGUUUGGGAAAAGGCAGGCAGAUCUGGUAUCCAUCUGAUGUAUACAGGCGUCAGGAAACCAUAGUACUGGACUAUCACAAUUACUAGACUCCGCUCAUAACACUUACACCCUCAACAGAUCUGUACAAUGAAACUGUUGCAGGUUUUACCUCUGACAUGCACGGGAGAGGACAUAACAUAGCAUGGAAGUAGAAAUGCUGAUGAAAUUUGCUAGUCUUGCGCCUGGAAAUGGGUUUCAUGCACUUCUAAUAGUCUCUGGAUCAAAUGGGCUCUGGACAAUGGUCUCUGAAAGCUGGGGAAGAAUUCCUGCUUAACCUCUCAUCUCCCCCCCACCCACCAUCCCCUCAGUCCCUGAAACCCCUUUGGGUCAAAAACAUACCUGUUUGCUGUGACAGCGGUGGUAGUGCUUCAACCAGGGGCGUCACUGAAGUUGAACCACUGGAGGAGGGAGGACAAAUGUCCCUGGGCCAUGGGUUGUGUGUGUGUGUCUGCGGGUGAGUGACAGCUUCCUCCUUGUGCCUCUCCGAAGAAGAAGGUGAGGAGGCAGGAGCCAUCUUCAGUUGUUGUUUUUUUUGCUUCAGCCAUGGUCCUCUCUCUUCCUUCCCCAAAGUACUCCUUAUUUACACUGUGGGGAAUGGCCCUUAGGAAAAGUUUCUUUUCUUCAUGCCAAGGCCUAGGUUUGGAUGUGGGAGAGUGUAGAGUGCCUAUAAAUGCAGUUGAAGUGAGAGUUUUCCUCACGGCUUCAUGAGAGGGGGGCUAAUCUUGUGGUAGCAAGCAUGAGUUAUCCCUUUUGCUAAGCAGGGUCUGCCUUGGUUUGCAUUUGAAUGGGAGACUACAUGUGAGAGCACUGUAAGAUAUCCCCCUUAGGGGAUGGGGUUGCUCUGGGAAGAGCAUCUGCCUGCUUGCCCGUUCCAAGUUCCCUCCCUGGCAGCAUCUCCAAGAUAGGGCUGAGAGAGACUCCUGCCUGUAAUCUUAGAGAAGCUGCUGCCAGUCUGGGUAGAUAAUACUGAGCUAGAUGGACCAAGGGUCUGACUCAGAAUAAGGCAGCUUCCUGUUCUCCUAUGGGAGACAUGAAAACUUCCUGUUCCCAAUACAGACUGUUCUAGCAAUAUGGGUAUUCGACUUCGUAAGCACCAUAUUCGACUUUCUAUCUGUUAAAGAAACACUGCAUGUUUGAAAAAGUCCCAAAAUUCUAUGCAUUUCUAAUUUAAGAAGCCACCAGGUUGGUUCAAAUGAUACUUUCACUGGACUGCCCUAUAUUUUAGUGCUGCUCUGUUGUUUUAGUACCUACUCCAUUUAAUGCAAUUGUUCAAAGCCUAACUGGUGCUAGCUUUCACUGCCCUUUAAUGGGUAACAGACCCCAUCAAUCCUUCUUUAUGCCAAGGAUGCAGUUCUUCCUUCUUGCACUGUUACUGGUUUAAAGCAACUCCUAAGGAUUCUUGCUUCCUACUGCAAUAACUGUCGGUUACAAUAAGACCAAAGUCAUGGAGGAUGUUCUCAUGCACACCCUAACCCAGGCUAGGGAAGUCCAGCCUGGGUUAGGCUAUGUGUGAAGACCGCCAGGCCUGGAUUGGGCCCGAUCCAGAAGAGGCAGCACCAUGUAGUCCCGCUUUGAAACCUGGCUCUUAGCCGGGGUUAAGGGCUCAAGUGAGCCCUUAAACCAGGCUCCGGGAUAGUGUGUUCACUGUGGCUACAUUCAGCUCCAGCAGACACAGAGACCUAGAGCACCUGUCUCCUGGGGGAAUACCCCAAUGCACUGUGCAUUUCGCGUGGUGCAAUGUGGGACAUCCAGAGGCCAGGAUGUGUCGUCCUGGCCUCUGGAGCUCCGCGCUGCGCCACGCAGCAUGGAUCAUCUGGGAGCAUGCUCUGCGCUCUCAGAGAGGUCAAGCACUCAUCUGGGGCAAAGGUGAGCUCAACCAGCCUUCUCCCCACCACCUUCCUGCCACCAGGGCCUUGCAGAGUGCAUUUGUGCAUGCGCAGCGGCUGCCAAAAUGGCAGCCGCUCGCUUGUACGGUGGCCUGAAAGGGCCAAAAAGGCUUUGCUUACCCAGCCGCAGUGGUGAUGAGGAAGGCCAGCAGGGGGAGAGGGAAACUGCAUGGACCCCCCCUCCCCCCGCGUCUACAGCAAGCCCCCCGAAGGGGCUACAGGUACUUGUUUUAUGUUGUAAUUUUUAAAAAAAAAAGUUCGCGGACCUGCCGGACCGGACCCGGUGGUCCGGUUCCGGUCUGACGGAACCGGGGGUGGUGGUUCGGUUUGAUCACAAACCCACAAACCCCCAGACCGAACCACUGGACCGCGGACCGCCAGACUGGCUCUGCACAUACCUAAUAUAGAAUUGCAGCCACACUUCACUCUGGUUUCUAAAUAUCCCAUUUUUGAGGGCAUUAGAAAUCCAUUUGCCCCUGCCAGAUGCUUGACUAACUUGACAAUCUCAAAAUUCCAGAAGGUGUUUCCUUUAGCCAGGUUUAACGUGCUGCCAUCUGCUCUGCCGGAGGGGUGAUAUUAGGGGGCUCCACAGCAGGAGCGCUAUGCCCCUGUGGCUAGGGGGCUGUGGAGACUGUGGGACAUGUUCUUUCAUUUUGUCACUUUUAUUGUGAUAUUCGGUAUGAUUUUAUCAUACCCGUUUUACAAAAUAUCCUAGGUAAGUCAAACAGAUUUAAUACUUGUUUUCUUCUGGCUGAUCAGAACCCCCAGGUUUCCAAAAAGGUGGCCAGGUUUUGUGCAGCUGCUUGUGCUAACCCCUGCUCAAUUGGCAAAGAGGCACUUCUUAAAUGUGGUGAUUCUCUUUUAUUUAGCAGAGGGAGAGCUACUGGCCCUAUCCAUCCCCAGCACAAUACCUCCAGUGACUGUUGCUGGUGUCAGUCUUAUGUUUCUUUUUAGAUUGUGAGCCCUUUGGGGACAGGGAGCCAUCUUAUUUAUUAUUUCUCUAUGUAAACCAUUUUGGAAAUAAUAUAUAAAUUUUUUUUUUUGUUCUUCCUUGUAGCAAAAUCAACAGAUAAAGGUCUUGCUGAAACAUGUCCUGCUAUUAAUAAAGUUUAUCCCCCGAGGCA